AAACAUUUUGGAAAAAGCAAUAUAUUGUGUUUAUGUAAACGUUAUUAUGUCAGAUUAGUAGAAGUGGGUCAAUUAAAUGUACCAAAACCUAUUGAAAAAUAUGAAACCGGUCAGUUGUUUUUUCACCGGAUAUUUGGAUACAGAGGAGUGAUAUUGUUUCCGUGGUUAGCCAGAGUAUACGACCGUGAUGUUGUCAUCAAAACAGAAAAGUAUGCAGCGGGAAAAGAUGUUAAAGGAAAGACACACACGUAUUAUCAAACGUUGAUAGAUGAAAGAGAUUGUCCAUUUAUUAGGGCUCAGACAGAAGCUGUUACUUUUCUAGGAAAUCAGGAUACCAGUCGUAGCUUGUAUGCGAUACCUGGUCUAGAUUAUGUAGCUCAAGAAGAUAUACUUCCAUACACAGCAACUGAAAAACAACCAUUACAACAUGAGCUUUUUGAUAAAUUCCUCAUGUAUUAUCCAAAUAAAGAUCCACCAUUUGGGGCUCAAGAAACAUUGCGAUCGUGGCAAAAAAAAAAUCAUCCUUGGCUGGAAUUGUCGGAUGUUCAUAAAGAAACUACAGAAAAUGUUAGGGUUACAGUAAUACCAUUCUACAUGGGUUAUAGAGAAUCUCAAACCAAUUCUGUGUACUGGUGGAGAUAUUGUAUACGAUUAGAAAAUUUAGGUGAACAAAGCGUUCAACUGAGAGAAAGACAUUGGAGAAUAUUUAGCUUGUCUGGAACAUUAGAGACUGUACGUGGAAGAGGUGUUGUGGGCCAAGAACCUCUACUCUCAAAAAAAUCACCAGCAUUUCAGUAUAGCAGUCAUGUCAGCUUACAAGCUCCUAGUGGACACAUGUGGGGAACAUUUCGAAUGGAACGUGAAGAUGGACAUUUAUUUGAUUGUCGAAUACCUCCAUUUUCUCUAGAGAGCAAACCAGAUGAUAAGGUUACAUUUAACACUUUUCUAGACCGUUAAAUGUUGGGUGAUCCAUUCUUAAGCCACUGGUGACUGUUUCAUCUUCUCUGUGUGGACAAUCGUCCUGAAGAUUGCAUACUCAUUGCUGAACUAUAAAUAAAAGUUAUUCAAAAACUGAAGAAAUAAAUAAAUAACAUAAAUAUUUGUAAAAAUAAUUUAUUUAUACAUACAUAAAUAUAUAAUUUUUUUAUUCUUAAUUCUGUAAACUGAUCACAGUGUGAAAACCAGUAGUUAAAUUUGAAUACAUGUUCAUCAGAUUUAUCGGCAUAGUUUUAACUCCAUAACAGAAUGUGCGGAAAGCUUAGCAUUCUUGCCAGUUAUCAUUAUUUAAAAUAAUUUUAAUUUAUAUGUUUGGUCUGUUUGAGCGGUGAUAUUGAUAAAUCAGGUUAUUAGCUUAACAUAGUUUGGCCACAAUUGAAUAUUUUAAAUUAUUAUAGCUUAAGUUGUUUUAAAUUACAAACAUAUUUAUAAGUUUUAACAGAAUCUUUUUUGAAUAGUAAUACCCACUUGAUUAAAUUGUCAAAUUUGGAAACAAUGAUGUUUUGUGUAGCUCUAGAUGACUCCUACAUAUUUAAGUAGUUUAUUUGUGUUUUUCAAGA
Myzus persicae (green peach aphid) is the source of this 1556-nucleotide messenger RNA. RefSeq names its product polymerase delta-interacting protein 2 (gene POLDIP2). The annotation marks the transcript as partial. Gene Ontology annotation, biological process: error-free translesion synthesis. Gene Ontology annotation, cellular component: nucleus; mitochondrial nucleoid. NCBI's taxonomy places the organism in Eukaryota, Metazoa, Arthropoda, Insecta, Hemiptera, Aphididae. The record is from RefSeq and is a predicted model, not a curated record. Gene Ontology annotation, molecular function: DNA binding. The transcript is spliced from 8 exons.